AUGUGUCGUUGGUUUACAAAGAAGAAGGAGAAGAAUAAGCAUGUUAAAUCAUCAGCAUCACGUUUAAUUUAUCCAAGUACAUUAAUUGAAUCAGAAAAUUUAAAUUUUCACCUAAAUUUAAAUUAUGAUAAUAGUAAUAUUAAUCCAAAUUGUAUAUAUGCAUCGAAUUAUAUUAAAACAACAAAAUAUACAUUAUGGACAUUUUUACCAUUAAAUCUAUGGGAACAAUUUCAUCGUUUUGCUAAUGUUUAUUUUGUUUUUAUAUUAAUAUUAAAUUUUAUACCAGAAGUUGGUGCUUUCGCGAAAGAAAUUGCACCAAUCCCUGUCAUUAUUACACUAUCUGUUGUUGCUAUCAAAGAUGCAUAUGAAGAUUUUAGAAGAUUUUUAUCUGAUGGUAAAGUGAAUAGAAAACCGUGUGAAGUAUAUUCUGUACAAGAAAAGGAAUAUGUAGUUAGCGAAUGGCAAUAUCUACGUCCUGGGGAUUUUAUUCGUUUACAUACAAACGACAUCAUUCCAGCUGACAUUUUACUAUUAAGUACAUCGAAUACAACUGGAAUUUGUCAUAUUGAAACAUCAAAUUUAGAUGGAGAAUCUAGUUUAAAACAACGAGAAAUUAUUCCGAGUUUAUCUGCUAAUGGGUUUUUCUCACCUUUAACAUUCUUAUAUCCUAUUGAAGUAGAAGCUCCAAAUGCUGAAUUGUAUAAAUUUCACGGGAAAAUUAUACUUCCCGAGGUUCAAAUUUCAAUACACAAGAAAAAUAUGCUACUCAGAGGAUGUGUAUUACGUAAUACCGAUUGUGUGGAAGGCAUAGUUAUUUACGCUGGACGAGAGACAAAAGCUGCUUUAAACAAUUCUGGUGUUCGUUUCAAGCGAAGUAAACUGGAGAAAAGAAUUAAUAUGGAUGUGGUAUGGUGUGUAAUCAUCUUGAUUGUCGUUUGUGUCACUGGAGCUAUCGGCAGUGCUGUUUGGCAUCAAAAUUUACCUGGUGAUGAUGUACUAUUUGAUGCACUCGAUAGAAAUUCUUCAACUUCAACACCUGGAUUUCAAGGAUUUAUAAAUUUUUGGAGAUUUAUUAUUAUCUUUCAAACUAUUAUACCAUUACCGUUAUAUGUAACAAUAGAAUUUGUUAAAAUGCAUCAAGUUUGGCAUAUGAAUAAUGAUUUAGAAUUAUAUGAUGCUAAAUUAGACAGACGAAUUGAAAUACGCGCAUUCAAUAUACCUGAAGAUUUAGGUCAAAUUGAAUAUGUCUUCUCAGAUAAAACUGGUACACUGACUGAAAAUAAAAUGGAAUUUAAACGGGCCAGUAUUAAUGGGAAAGAUUUUGAUGCAAAUGAAGAUGACACUCAUGAAAAUACAGAUCAAUUAAGCAAUCAUUCCUCUUCUUCAUCAUCAUCAAUUCCUAUAACAACAAAGUUGAGCACACUUAAAUCAUUAUUAGAAAAUGAAACAAUAUUUUCAAUGCAUCAGAAAAUGAUUCAUAAUACUAAUACGCUCCCUACUACGGCCGCUGGUAAUAAUAAUGCUAUUAUCGAUUCAUAUAACAGUAUACUGUCUGACAAUAUGUUACAUAACCAUGACAAUACAUCCAUGAUGAUACAAUCAAACUCUGGCAUACCUUUUGUCACUUGUAUGCAUAACGAUGGCAAUGAUGCAGACGCUUGUUUAUUUAUGAAAAAUCAUUUAUUAUCACCAAAAAAAGCAUAUCAACGAGUUGAACAACAUCAAACUGGUGGAUCAAGUCACCGAAAUGUUCAUGGUCAACGAAAAAAUCCUUCAAAAUCACAACAUCAUGAUAAUAAUAAGCCGGCUCAUUCAUCUUAUCAUCCAGUGUUGACGGAUCAAACACGUAUUCAAGACUUUUUUCUUGCCUUAGCUAUCUGUAAUACUGCUGUUGUCUCAGUGACAAAGAAUACACCGACACUGUUUCAAGUUCCACCACGUCAUAAAGGAUUUCGUGAUUUCUUUCGAUCUGGUAAAGUUAAUACUGUUACACAUAUGCAACAAAGGUUACGUAACAAUAUUAGACAACGUAGUAAUGUAACACAGACAAAUUUGUCCACAAAACGAUCAGAUACUAUUGGUAAUAAUAAUAAUGAUGAUGAUAAUAAUAAUCAUAUUUCAGAAGAUAAUCACAGUAAUCUGAUGAGUGUUAAACACGCUGCCAGUUUGUCUAGUAUACUUUCACGAAAAUUUCGUUUAACAAAACUUGACAGACCUGAGAGUAAGAGAGGAGGCGAAAACCACAACCAUCAUGAAUCAACUGAAAUGUCUAGUAAUAAUAAUAAUAAUAAUAAUGAUCGAGUCGAUCAUGUCACUGCAAUCAAUAAUGCUACUUGUGGUAAUCUUGAUAAUGAUGCAUCAAAUGUGAAUAUCAGUCAAGAGACGAUAAUUAUUGAUGAUACUGUCUCAAAGUUGGAUUCUGUUGACGAUGUUGGAACUGGUAAUAAUAACAACAAUACUAAGAAUAGUGAAUUUCCGAAGAAUUUCUCUACCUCGAAUGCUAAUGUUAAUAAUGAAAGGCCAAUGAAGCACAAUCUAACGACCACUGGUAGCCAAUCUGAAAGAACAUUCAAUGAAGAAAUGAAGAAUAAUCGUCAGCAUGAUAAUAAUAAUAAUAAUAAUGACCCGAUGUUAUUUUUAUCAAGUCGUUGUCUACCUCCUGUUAUUGAAGCUUUAGAUCUCGAUUUCUCUUUGCAAGCUUCACAGCAUAUUUUAAGUGAUUCACGUUGGAUAGAUGAUGACAGUGGACAACAACAACAACAACGUAGUGCGUCUGCAGAAAAAUUGGAUACACGACAACAAGAUUCAUCACAGUAUAUGCAUCAAUCGGAUUUCGAAUCCUUGGGAUCUAUUGAAUAUGGUUUAGAUUGGAGUAGAGAUUUGACUACAGAUCAGUUUCUUAAUGACAACACUUUUAUUUCUCAUAGUGACCUGAGAUUGAAUCUUGAAAAAGAUAAAGGUAUUGAAAGUGAGAGAAAGCCAAUCGAAGAUGCUGGAGAUGUGAACACAGCGAGAACAUUGACCGUAGUUAUACACGAUGGUAGUUCAUUUCAAUUGCCUGUUGAACCGUAUAUUAGUGCACAGACACCGUCAGAAUUGAAAAAAUGUCCCUUAUCUGACAGUACUUUGUUUAAUUCAUAUGAAUCAGAAAGUCCAGAUGAAUUAUGUUUAGUGAAAGAAGCCUGUAAAUGGGGUUACAAAUUAUUACAACGUGGUGUGGAUUUUACACUCUUAUGGUUACCAAAAGAUGGACUCGUCUGUAUUCAUGUUCUGCGUAUUCUACCGUUUGAUUCACAACGUAAACGAAUGUCUAUUCUAUUUCGUCAUCCAUACACUAAAGAAGCAAUAUUAUUUACAAAAGGUGCAGAUUCUUCGAUUAUGAAUCGUUUGAAUACAACUGAGUUAAAUUCACGUGAAGUUAUUACUGCUACAAAAGAACAUAUUGAACAGUAUUCACGUGUGGGUUUACGAACUUUAGUUAUAGCCGAAAGACUACUAUCCGAGGAAGAACUUAAUCAAUGGCUUAAAGAAGUAUAUGAAAUUGAAACUGGUAGUGAGGAUCCAACAGAAGCUAUGCAAAUUCUGAUGGAUAAGUUAGAGAGUAAUUUCAUUCUCUUAGGCGCAACCGGUAUUGAAGAUCGUUUACAAGAUGGUGUACCGGAAACUAUUGGAGCAUUACGUGAAGCUGGUAUGCAUGUUUGGGUGUUGACAGGUGAUAAACAAGAGACCGCUGUUAAUAUUGCUCGUUCAGCUAACCUAAUUACAUCACAGCAUAAAAUAAUGUACAUAAAUGCACAUUCAGAGGCGCGUAUAGAAUAUCUGUUAAACUCAUAUUUAUAUGGCGUAUUGAGUGGUCAAUUUCAUGAUGCCUUAGACGAAUUUGAUGAUAUGCUUGAAAAGGUGACCAAUCCACGUUAUUCUGAAAUUCAACGAUACUGUCAAAGACACUGUAGACAUGAUCAAAAAGUAAAAAAACUUUCAAAGAAAUUUCGUUCAACUUCACAUUCACCACAUCGUGGUCGAACACGUCAUCGUGUACGUUAUACCAGUACACCGAAACCGUCUUCAUUACCUCGAAAUAUAACUUAUUUUCAUGAGAAUGACUAUUAUAACAAGAAGAAACCUUUACUAAAGGAUAAAAUAUGCUUUAAUUUAUCAAAAUUAAUUGAAUAUUAUCGUUUGUUUAAACGUAGAUAUCUACGGCAUACGAGAAGGCAAAGAAGAAGAAGAAGACAAUCUAGUCAGAGAAGGUAUACGCGGGCAAAUAGUACUAUCGGGUAUAAAAUACAAUUUGCCUUGGUAAUUGAUGGAGAAAGUUUAAAUUAUGUCUUGAAUGAUGAGAAGAAUCGAUCACGUUUUAUCAAGUUAACUGAAAUGUGUACAAAUGUUAUAUGUUGUAGAACAACACCCGGGCAAAAAGCUGCUGUUGUCUCAUUAGUUAAAGAUGAAUUAAAUGUACAAACGCUAGCGAUUGGUGAUGGAGCGAAUGAUGUCAAUAUGAUACGUGUUGCUAAUGUUGGCAUUGGUAUUAGCGGUGGUGAAGAAGGCAUGCAAGCUGUUAUGGCUUCUGAUUUUGCUAUUAGUCGAUUUGCCUAUCUAAAACGUUUAUUACUAGUACAUGGGCAUUGUUGUUAUGAUAAACUGGCGAAUGCAUCAUUAUACCUGUUUUAUAAAGAUGCUAUCUAUAUAUUCGUUCUAUUUUGGUUUCAAAUGUUCAAUGGAUUUUCGGGUAGCAAUGCAAUUGAUCAAUUGUCACAAAUACUAUUCAGUGUUACAAUGACUGGUUUACCACCAUUUAUCAUGGGUAUAUGGGAUAAUCCAUUGGAUGCUGAGACACUUUUAGCCAAUCCAAUCCUGUAUAGAUCUGGUAUACAAGGAACAGCUUAUCGGCCAUGGUUAUUUUGGUUGAAUAUCUUUGAUGCAUUAUGGCAAAGUUUAAUCAUAUUCUUUUUAUCCUACUUCGCUUAUUCGGAUAACAUUAUCGGUUUAUGGGAAUUUGGAUUGUUUCAAACUAAUGCAAUGACAUUGUGUACACUGAUACAUUCCUUAUUGGUUACUAGAACAUGGGUUGUAUUCCAUGCAAUCAGUGUUCUAGGUAGUUAUAUACUAGCCUAUUUAAUAUUUACAAUGAUUUAUCAUGCAGUAGCUGUUACUGCUAUCCCACCGGAAUGUCCUUAUCAGAUUAUUUUCCAGUCAAUGAGUAAUAUAAACUUUUGGUUACUAACUCUAGUCACUAUAAUCUUAGCCUUAUUACCAAGAAUGUUAAUUAUCACUGUGAAAAAUACAUUUCAUCCAAAUAUGGAUACGAUUGCUAAUCUUCUUGCAAAACGUUUUGGUCGUGGUAAACACCUACCCUUAGAAUCCUAUCUACUACGUGUCCCAUAUUCAUUUAUGAUGAGAAAUCGUUUCUCUGUUAUGCCAAUAAUGAGUCGUAUGGCAUCGUGUACAUCUGAAGUGAAUAUGAAUCGAUCUAUGAAUGAAUCCUAUGUGCGUGGCACUAAUAAUAAUAGUAGUAUUUGUCGAGUUCGUGGUAUUAGUGAUAGUCCAAUGGGGCAUAGAUCAACACUGAGUCGUGUAUCAUUACAUUCGAAUCAAAGUACAGAUUUUAUUACUACAACUGAAACACCACUGCAUAUAAUUUCACACUUUGUUCGAAUUUUAAGUUUAAGUAGUCAGAUAGUUAGAGGUGUACCACCGAAUACUGCUGCUGCUGCAGCGGCAGCGGCGGCGGCAACGGCUGCUUCCACUAAUACUGCUACAAAUCCUAAUAAUAUGUAUAUUGAAGAGACUGCGUGCAGUUCAAAUACUGGAAUCGGCAAUUUACAACCGUGUGAUAAUAAUAACAAUGAAAUUCAUAAUCACAAUAUAAAUAACACACCUCGGACUAUUGGGGAUCAGAGAAAUGCUGAUCGUUGUAAUUACAAUCAAAAUCAAAGACGUUACAAUCGAAAUUAUCAAACAUGCAGUGGAAAUUUAUUCUUCAAUCGAAGAUUAUUAGUACGACCUGGAAGUGCUGUGAAUUUUGAUGACGAUGAUGAUGAUUGCUCGGAUGGAGAUUUUGGUAUGACAAGAACACCUGCACUUUGGCCAGCAAUAGAUCCAAAUAAUCGAAUAAUUGCUGGUAGUAUUCAGAGUUCAGUUAAUAACAGACUUUCAGCCCUCGGUUAUCCCAAUCGAUCAUUACAUCGUAAUCAACGUCAACAGUAUUCUACCUAUCCUUCAGUUAGAUCAUCUACACAUCGACCAGCAUUACCAUUAUUUCAAGAUGGUAAUUGCCUGUUCAAUACAACAACAACACCCAGUGAAUAUCCACCACCUUAUCAGUCCAACGAGAAUAUAUCGGCUGAUAAACACUGA
Messenger RNA from Trichobilharzia regenti, 6357 nucleotides. The record is from the annotation of a GenBank genome assembly. NCBI's taxonomy places the organism in Eukaryota, Metazoa, Platyhelminthes, Trematoda, Strigeidida, Schistosomatidae.